CCACGCCCCUUCCGGCCGAAGAAAAUGGCGGCUCCGUGCAAGGUCCCUCCUCGGCUUCUCUUGGGAUUUGCAGCAAGGCCUUUUUCUGGUUCGGAAGCCAGGCCCUUCAGCGCGGAGCGUCUGGCGGAGAAGCUGCGGGCUCAGAAGCGGGAGCAGCCGAAGGAGGCUCCCAAAGACCCGGUGCGAAGGCGCGUCUGGGAACUUGUGCAGCUGACCCAGCAGUUGCAGCGGGUUCAUCCUAACGUUCUGGCCAAAGCGCUCAAAAGAGGGAUCCUCUACCAGGACGACAAGAUCGUUGUCAUCAACAAACCCUACGGCCUCCCUGUUCACGGUGGUCCCAAAGUAAAGACUUGCAUUGCGGAUAUUCUGCCAAUACUGGCAAAGAUGUUGUAUGGCAUGAAGUCUGAACCCCUUCACUUGUGUCACCGGCUAGACAAAGAAACAACCGGGGUGAUGGUGCUGGCACGAAACCAGGACACAGCACACCAGGUCCAGGAGUUUUUCAGGACCCGGCAGGUGGAGAAGAAAUACUGGGCAAUCUGUAUUGGACAACCAAAGCCGACAGAAGGUCUUGUGGAUAUUCCCAUUGUGGAGAAGGAAGUUGAGAGCCAGCAGUCACACUUUAAAAUGACACUAGCUCCAAACUAUUGCAUGUCCCAUGAGGAUGGAAAGAUGUUUAAAGUACGCCAGCACCGAGAUGCCCAUAUGGCAGUGACCCGAUACCGUGUGCUCAGCAGCUGUCCCUCCUGUACUUUCCUUGAACUGCACCCAAUUACAGGAGUGAAACAUCAACUCAGAGUCCACUUGGCCUAUGGUUUGGGAUGUCCAAUCCUUGGGGAUCACAAAUAUUCCCACUGGAACAAGCUGGCACCACAGAAGCUUCCUGAGAGUACCUUAAAGAGACUAGGCUUGGAACAAGUCAAAGCCCGCUACCUUCCACUCCACCUCCAUGCCCACGAGCUCAUCCUGCCUGAGAUAGAUGGCAAUACGGAAAAGAAAAUCCACUUGGUCUGCAAGCCUCCCCUCUUCUUCAGUCGCUCCUUAAAACGCCUGAAGCUGGAGUUUCCCGAAUCAGAAAAAAAAUGAACAGAAACGUGGGUGGCUUCUGUUGCUUUGCUGGAACAAUUCUUUUUCUUCACGUUCUAGUACUUUGUGUGAGUUUCCACAAGGUACAGAGCAAUCUAACAUUGCAAGAAAGUGCUUUCCCAAGAAGCAUGCAACCCAAAGAUAUUUGUAUCUCUGGCAACUCAAAGCAGCCCUGAAGAGUGAAGUUGGUGAUAAUAAAGGCCUGUGUUCUAGGUUUGGAACAAAAGGGAACCAUUUGAAGAUUGAACAGGCCACUUGACAUGUAAUGGCUACUAAAACAACAGUUACUCGUGUAAAAAUGCUAUGGGUUGGGAGCUGUGGCACCUGAAAUCUAGCCCUAUAAACAUCUAUUUAUAAAUAACUUGAUUUAUGCUCAGA
Molecule: messenger RNA, 1464 nt
Organism: Sceloporus undulatus (fence lizard)
Lineage: Eukaryota; Metazoa; Chordata; Lepidosauria; Squamata; Phrynosomatidae
Gene: RPUSD4
Product: RNA pseudouridine synthase D4
Exons: 7
Coding region: 25-1086 (353 amino acids)
Biological process (GO): pseudouridine synthesis
Molecular function (GO): RNA binding; pseudouridine synthase activity
Source: RefSeq, a predicted model, not a curated record